GUAGCAAAGCAUUCUAUCUUUCUCUCUCUUCCUCCUUCUCUGUCGUUUCUCUCUCUAGCUUUUUCGAAGGCUAGGGUUUUCCUCCAUAGGCGCGCAAUCGAAGGUCGGGGGCCGGCGGUCGGGGAUCGCGCGGGGGUUUUCCAGGUUCUCCUUCUCCUCGAAUCGGAUUGGGAUUGCUUUCGGAUUCUUUCUCUAGGAUUCUUCGAUUCGCGCGGCCCGCUCGGAUUGCGGAUUAGGAUUGUUCGGGAGUUGUUUUCCCUAUUUGGCGGGGAGCUUGAUCGGGGAUUCGGUUUCGGAGAGGCGGCGGCGAUUCGGUCGCGGGGAUCGAAUGCGGGUUGCCGAGCCGACGACGACGAGGCGGAAGAGCUGAGAGCGCUAGGGUUCUCGGUCGGAACGGGAUUGGAGGAUUCGUGUCGAGCAUCCUGUCUGGGGUGGAUUCGUUUCUCGAGGCGGACUGGCUUAUCUCCAGUGGAGUCCUGCUGGUGGAAGAGGAAGAGCGGCGGGUGAAGAGGCAUCGGGGGCGCGGGAUGAUUAAUUGUUCUGAGCCUUGUUGAUCGAGACUAGGGCUCUGGAGUUGUUGGUGGAUUGAUAUAGGAACUGAUAUACGCUCGGAAAAGAAGGGACGCCUGCAGUUGACAUGUGCAAUUACCGGGUGCUGAUUUUAUGGCACCAGCUUUUCCCAUAGAGUUUAGUGGGCAGAGAGAGUCGAUAAGGUGUUCUCCCUCGAUGGGCAAGUCGCGGAAGUUCUCGUCGAAAGGGCCUUCCAGUGGCUUUGUACCAGAUUAUCGGCAUGCUGUUGAGACUAUUGAAUCGGAGGGCUUCGGGAGCUCAGGACGGGUUGACACUGAGAUGACGGCCUCCGAUGAUUCAUCUGCCCCGAGAAAGAAAUGCAUUAGCUUGAAUGUAGACGGAAGCAAUAAAUUCAGGGUCCCAAUACAGGUGUUGUCUUUGGCUAAGAUGUCAAGGCGUGAGAGGAGAGACCUUAAGCUGAGGUUGAAAAAGGAACUUAAGCAAGUUGAGAAUCUCCAGAGAAAACUUGCGCGCAUGGGCUCUGAUGUAAUUGCAUUGUCUCCAUCUCGUGAUGUACGGAGUUGGAGUGAGGGGCAGAGAAAGCCUCCAGUGGAUGGCUUCCCAAGGUCUUCAGAAUUGUCCGCUCGGAAUGGAAAGAAGCGUUUCCCUUCAGCUCGCAGCGGGUCUCAAAGUAAGAAGGGUGCCCCUGGCCGCUCUGAAUCAAUAAAAGCUGCUACUUCAGCAAAUACAUCGAAUGCUAUGUUAUUAAAACAGUGUGAAACAGUGUUGAAUCAUUUGAUGUCGCACCAACAUGGUUGGGUUUUUAAUACACCUGUGGACAUAGUGGAGUUGAACAUUCCGGACUACUUUACUGUGAUUAAGCACCCUAUGGAUUUAGGGACUGUGAAAAAAAAGUUGCUUUCAGGAGAAUAUGCCAGCCCUCUUGGGUUUGCGGCUGACGUACGGCUAACUUUCUCGAAUGCAAUGACUUACAACCCUCGUGAGAACAAUGUGCAUAUUAUGGCUGACACUCUCAGAAAGUAUUUUGAGACGAAGUGGAAACCUGUAGAGAAAAAGCUUCCAGCUGUUAAUGACGUGCAGGCAGUCCCUGAAUACCCCGCCCAUAGUGAAACUGGAAUUGGCACCGAAAUGCCACCUAUGAAAAAGAAGAAAGGUAGUCCAGUUGACCCUCGGACUAAGCCUGAGCCAGAGAAGCAGAUCAUGAGUGAUGAGGAUAAGCAUAAACUAAGCGUUGAACUAGAUGAUCUCCUGGGAGAACUGCCUGAGAGCACUGUCAAUUUUCUUAAAGAGCAAAGCUCUGGAGCAGAGCAGACCAAUGAGGAUGAAAUUGAGAUAGAUCUUGAUGCACUUGGGCAUGAAACCCUGUUCAAAUUACGGAAGCUUGUAGAUGACUAUUUGCUGGAGAAACAGAAAAAACAGGCAAAAGCUGAACCUUGUGAAAUGGAGGUUCAUAACAUGUCGGGUGUCAGCACCUCAUCAGUGCCGCCUUGCAAAGGAAAUGACGCGAUUGAUGAGGAUGUAGAUAUAGUUGGCGGGAAUGACGCUCCAGUUUCAUGCUUCCCUCCAGUAGAGAUAGAGAAAGAUGCAGUGCAUAGAAACAGUAAAUGCAGUAGUUCCAGUAGCUCCGGUACUGAAUCGGGGUCCUCAUCAAGUGAUGCAGACUCAGCUAGUUCAUCCGCUAGUGAAUUAGAUCCUGCUAAGGUUUCUGGACCUGUCAAGGUGGUGAAGGAAGGCAUGGCUAAUGGAGUAAGUGAUGACCAAAAGAGUACUUUUCAUGACUUAGAUACUGCAUCUGUUGAUGGGAUGGAUCAAGUUGUGGAAAAUUCUCAGCCCAAUUCGCUUCCCUUAGAAGCUGAUGUUCAGGGAGAGGAGGAGAGUACUCCACCUGAGAGGCAAGUCUCCCCUGAGAAGCGUUAUCGUGCAGCACUUUUGAGGAACCGAUUUGCCGAGACUAUAUUUAAAGCUCGAGAAAAGGCUCUUGAGAAGGUUGAGAAGCGGGAUCCUGAGAAGUUACGAAUAGAGAGAGAGGAACUCGAGAGGCGGGCAAAAGAAGAAAAGGCUAAAAUUCAAGCUGAGGCAAUGGCAGCAGAAGAGGCUAGAAAAAAAGCCGAAGCUGAAGCUGCAGCUGAAGCUGCAGCUGAAGCCAAGAGGCAGAGGGAGCUGGAGAGGGAACUUGCUCGUCAAGCAUUGCAAAAGAUGGAAAAGACAGUCGAUAUCAAUGAGAACAGUCAGUUUAUGGAGGACUUGGAGAUGCUUCGGGUUCCUCAUGGUGAGGAUUUACCAAACUUCUUGGAGGAGGCAAAGAGCCCAGACUGUUCAGAAGACCAUCUGGGUAGUUUCAAACUCCAGAAUAGUAGCAAUCCUUUAGAACAGCUUGGCUUGUACAUGAAGGUUGAUGACGAAGAUGAGGAUGAGGAAAGUGAGCCGCCCGAAAGUCAUCCGGUUCUGCCGCCGCCAAAUGACAUAGAGGACGGGGAAAUUGAUCGAUGAGAGAAUCUUUUUUCCCAUAUUCUGACACUAGGAACGUAAAUCCUUUUAAGAGGACUGGAAAGGAGUUUCUUUAGGAGGAAUGAGACAACUGGGGGAAAUCCCCUUCCUUCUUGGGUGACCGCCUAAAAUCGGAUGUGCCCAAUGGAUUGGGGGAACAUACUGCUCCAGCCUUUCUCAAAGAGGGUUGGGAACUUCCUUUUUUGCUUUGAACAUUUGGCGACUGAGGUUGGUGUUACCUUAUCUGUGGAUGGUCAGCGACGCAAAAUGUGGAUUUGGAAGGGAGCGUGUACAUAGAUAUUUGGAGAUAUUGAUUCCGAUUCAUUGAAACGGAGCACAAGCGCAAGCAGUAGGCUUUUCUGAUGGACGCUGAGGAUAGACUGUUAUAAAGAAGGGCAAAAGAAAGACGGGAGGAUAAGUUAGAGAGAAGAGGCAGUCUUUCCUUGUAUAAAGGCUCUGGUUCUGUUUGCACGGCGUAAGUGGAAAAGAUCAAAUUGUUUUCUUGCUCUGCCCCCACACACACACAAAAAAAAGAGAAAGAAAGGAAAAAGCAAAAAUUCAUUCUUUUCCUUUGUUUGUGUAUGUUCCGAUCAUUCCUUGAUUCAAUCUGCCUUUUCAGAUGAACUAUAUAUGUCCAAGCAUGAUGCACUGAUUCUUUUCAUCUGAUAUUUGAUUCGAACUGCCUUUUAGAUGAGGCGAUACCUUUUUGAA
Messenger RNA from Eucalyptus grandis, 3729 nucleotides. Its product is annotated as transcription factor GTE10. Lineage: Eukaryota; Viridiplantae; Streptophyta; Magnoliopsida; Myrtales; Myrtaceae. The coding region runs from base 664 to 3021 and encodes 785 amino acids. The transcript is spliced from 10 exons. The record is from RefSeq and is a predicted model, not a curated record. Gene Ontology annotation, molecular function: protein binding.